AACCCUAACUAGGUCGAAAGCGUCGGAGCAUCCAUCGUUUCCCCUCCACAUCCACCUCUCGAGAAACCCUAGCCCCUCCUAAACCUCCUACGAGCUCCUACAUCACCACGAUCUCCAAUGGAGGUGGCGGCGGCGGAGACGGCGACGGCGGAGACGGCGACGGCGCCAUGUUGGAGCGCGGUUGUGCGGAAUCGCGCGACGGAGCCCCAGGAGCCGGUCCCGAGCCGCGUCUUCGGGAGCUUCAACUCGAGCAAGGGGAUCGCGGUGGCGGUGGUGGACGCGAACGCGAUCAUCCAUGGCGACAAGCUCGCGGGAUCCGCGGACAAGUUCGUCUCGGUGGCGGAGGUGUUGGAGGAGGUGCGCGACCCCGUAUCGCGCCAAAGGCUCUCCUUUUUGCCCUUCCCCAUCGAGACCAUGGAUCCGUCCCCGGAGUUCAUCAAGAAAGUGGUUAAGUUUGCGAGGGAGACAGGAGACCUGCACACCCUCUCUGAUGUGGAUAUUAAGAUCAUUGCUUUAGCUUACAUGUUAGAAGCACAGAUUCAUGGAACUAGCCAUUUAAGAGAACAACCUCCGCCACUUCGUGUGGUAAAUGUCAAAAAUCUAGCUGAGGCUGAUAUGCCCGGUUGGGGUUCGAAUGUGCCUAAUCUGGCAGAGUGGGAAGCUCUUGAGCAGAUAUCGGAGGGUGGGGAAAAUCAUGGUUCUCGAAUACUCCCAUUAAAGGAUCUUAACAAUCAAGCUAUUCCUGCUUCUAAUAGUGCUCCCAGCACUGAUGAACAUGAUGGAGGGCAUCGAAAUUUGGGUAGGCCUGGGCUGUUCACUGCUCCGAAAAAAGAGGUCAAAAUAGAGGGUAAAAAGAUGGUGGCUGAUGGAAUAGAUGCUUCUCAGGGGGAGGAUACUGAAAACUCGAAUGAUUGGCUUCCUUCCGUUAGUCGGAGCACGCAUAGAAGGUUCUUGAGAAGGAAGGCAAGGCGCGAAUUGUUAGCAUCUCGGGAAACUAGCGAGCUUGGCGAAUGUGAAAAUCGAGAGGAAAAGUCUUGUGAUGAGAGGCAUGCUGAACAUGAUGUACCGGUGGAGGAUAAAAUUGAAAAGUUAAAUAUUUCCGAUGAAGAGGAAGAGAAUGAAUUAAAUGUGGUUGAGAGCGGACUAGGCCAUGUGGAUCCUGCUGGUGAGGGAGAUGACAAUAUUACCUGUGAUGAGGAACUGGAUGGCGUCGAGAUAAGUAGUCAGACUGAUGAGAGCACUGCAACUUCUUUGAUGGAUGAUGGUAGCAGUGAGCAGAGCUGGAUGCUGAGGUCCCUAUCCGACUCAACUGUGGCUUGUGUGACUAGUGAUUACGCCAUGCAAAAUGUUAUUCUACAAAUUGGUCUUCGAUUAUUAGCACCGGGCGGUAUGCAGAUUCGGCAAUUGCACAGGUGGGUUCUAAAAUGUCAUGCCUGCAACAAAGUGACUCAAGAAAUCGGGAGAAUAUUUUGUCCUAAAUGUGGCAAUGGUGGAACUCUACGAAAAGUAUCUGUUACGGUUGGCGAAAAUGGUAUUGUUUUGGCUGCACGUAAGCAACGUUUUAUUCUUCGAGGGACGAAAUUUUCCCUUCCCUUGCCUCAAGGUGGAAGAGAAGCCAUCACCAAGAACCUCAUUCUGCGAGAAGAUCAGCUCCCUCACAAGCUUCUGUACCCUAAGUCGAAAAAGAAAUCGAGCAAGCAGGAUCUGGAAUUUCUUGGUGCGGAUGAUAUAUUUUCCCACGCCGGUGAAAGGAGGGCUCCACUGAAGCCUCCCGUGAGACAAGCACUUGCACUUUACGGCGGGAAAAGAAACCCUAACGAUAACCAUUAUUCUCGGCGUAAGCACUAGAAGACUACACUGGAAACCGUAAGCAGUUGCUUGCUCCGACGCUGUCAAAAGAAAGAUUGAAGCUAUUUUUGCCACAUGGAAGCUGAUAAGAUUAACUGCUCGCAAAGCUCAUUGUGGUAUUAUGAAGAAUUUUUUUUUUUCGACCGUUUAGAGUUUUCCAAAUUUUGGGUUUUUUGCCUUUCUUGUUAAAAUCAUUUUGUCAGUUCCUUUCUGAGGUGCAAUUUUAGAAUCUUUGAGAUUGUGUAAUCUUAGAGUGUGCAGGAGCUAAAACUCUAAAACUCAGUGUUAUCAGUUGGAUGGUUUGUAUGGAACCAAUGAAGAAUUGCUACAUUACACAAA
Ananas comosus (pineapple) is the source of this 2187-nucleotide messenger RNA. Its product is annotated as RNA-binding protein NOB1. Bases 118 to 1848 code for a protein of 576 amino acids. The record is from RefSeq and is a predicted model, not a curated record. Gene Ontology annotation, molecular function: RNA endonuclease activity. The transcript has 5 exons. Gene Ontology annotation, biological process: maturation of SSU-rRNA; ribosomal small subunit biogenesis. NCBI's taxonomy places the organism in Eukaryota, Viridiplantae, Streptophyta, Magnoliopsida, Poales, Bromeliaceae. Gene Ontology annotation, cellular component: preribosome, small subunit precursor.